Molecule: messenger RNA, 4377 nt
Organism: Penicillium malachiteum
Lineage: Eukaryota; Fungi; Ascomycota; Eurotiomycetes; Eurotiales; Aspergillaceae
Exons: 5
Coding region: 1-4377 (1458 amino acids)
Biological process (GO): regulation of transcription by RNA polymerase II
Cellular component (GO): mediator complex
Molecular function (GO): transcription coregulator activity
Source: RefSeq, a predicted model, not a curated record
AUGGACUUUCCCGGAGGUGCAAGCACCAACGUUCAUCUUAUUGAUGGCUUCUCCACGAUCUUUUGGAGAAUCUACACAGAAGAGCCAGGCAUUGCGAAUCAACCGGAAGGUCCUGCCAAUGGCUAUACUAUUUUAAAGCAUCUUGGUCGCCUGAAAGACCUAGAGGGUAAAUUACGAAAUCUGAACUGUUUAGCUUCAUGUCCGAGGCGACUCGGGCUGUGGGUUUUCUCCCCCACUCCAGACUUCGAAAGCUUGAACACCUUGUAUAUCACCGAAGGAACAGAAGUAUCCAAACGGAUAUCAGUUGACACGACUAUACUCAAAGUCUCCGCAUCGGGCAGCAUCACGUCACACGACUUGGUUAGAAGCCUUUCAUCCGAAGUCCAAACUGGGCAGCAAAGACCCCAACAAGGUCAGCCUGCAGCUAGACGACCGGAUGGCUAUAGUAGCUCUGCAGCUAUAUAUGCCUCUUUUAUAUCUGCCGUUACCGGGGCAAUCAGUCUUCAAUUUAUUCGCUCUCAUGGCGCUCUACCGCUCGGAUCUCGCACCCUUUUUACGGCCGUCGAAGCUGUGGGGUAUGAAAGUCCACGUGUUGAUAAUGAGAGCUCCUUUGCUCGAGCUUGUCUAACAACAUUGUAUGUCCAGCUGAACGCUACGGGCACAUUAACAAUUUCCACGCAAACAAUCGCUCAAGAUGGCAUCCAGCGCCUCCACAGUCCCCAAUAUGAUAUGGCAGAUCUAGCUCAACUUCAACAGGGUACAGAUCUCUGGCUUUCUCCAAAUGGAACCGUUGCAAGGCUGGUCACUGCUAACGUCGAAUCCCCAACUGCCGUCUCGCCUGGUGUGCCGGCUUCUGUAACUUGGGCUCCAAGAAAAGCACAGUGGAAAUCAGAUGUGGCUCAAUGGCUACUGAAUUUUGGCUUGCAUGUUGACACGAACGAAGAGGAGCCGUGGGUUGAAAUCGAAGUAUGGGAGCCAUUUUUCGCAAGAUUAUCUGGAGAGACGCGACGGCAAAAUGAUGAAGCUCAAUCCCCUCUCCCAUUGAAACGCAUGUUGUGGCCAGCUCGAUUCUGCUUUAGACGAGUCAGUUCUCAAGUGCAAAGUCCCAGCAUCCGCAAUUCAUGGCCUCUAGGGUCCACAGAUGACCCGCUUGACUUCGCUGAGCGAUGGCCAUCGCAGGUCGACUCUAUUUUAGCAAAUCACCAAAAACAACCCGUUCCUAUAAUAGAGGAACCGCCAUCCAAAGACGAAAACAUGACAUCGCCCAAAGCAGACAGUUUAGAUGGGUUUGAGAGUCUUGCUCGAAUGGCUCAAUAUCCUGACCUCCCGGCUGCCAACCUCGUGUAUCCCACUCCGCCGGACGGGGCAGCCGUGGUUGGAAUCAAUAGUAACACGGCUCAGAACGACCUAUUUCCCGAUGAUACAUAUUCGAAUAAUCUCUCCCCGGCCAUGGCACAGAACCCGAAAAGUAUUCCUAAUGCUGAGCUGUCUCCCGAUAUGGAUGUCGGAACAGGACACUAUGAUGCUAGCGAUGACGAAGAUCUUUUCGGAGAGAUGAAAGACCGGGAUUUUGGCUCGAAGGGAAUCACGGAUGCGGAUUUCAGCUUUUUCGAUGAUCCGGAAUUCGAGGACAUGGAUACUGAUGCACCUAAUGCUCAGCCGGAGGAGGCUGAGCAGCCUGUCUUGAAAGAGGAGAAUAAACCCGAGGAGAUUUCGGUAGAUGAUACUGCCACAACUACUGCUGUCACUCCAGCGGCUCCGGAUGUCGCUGGAACGGUAGUGAAGGAAGUAAACACCACGGAAGAGGCCCGGAAUGAGCCAGAACCAGUUGAUGAGCCUAUGAAAUCACCUUCGCCUGCACCGUCACCACCCUCAGAGGGUCCGACUAUAAUUAGUCCACCCUUGAGUCCUGUGGAAGUUAAAAAGAUUCUCUUUUCGGGGGCGCAGAAACAAGAUCCCGGACGCUCUGAUCACAGUCGUACUCAACAAGGUCACUACCAACCUGUUGCCUUUGAGAAGAAACUUGGAGACUGGGAUCAGAAGUAUGGAUCUGCCGGUAAAUUUUGGUUCUUUUCUGGAAAUGCGCCUGAUGCCUCAGAUCAACUUUCGAAUGCUAUUCCCACCAUUGGAAUCCCGCACCGUGGCCGAGUCGGGUCUAAUACCACCCAGGGAAAGCUCGCAGGCAAGGGUGCCACGCCUAAUACAUUGGCGAACAGCAAUCAGGCGCAAUCGGACUCGUCUGAUAGCGAAACAAGCUAUGACAGUGAUGACAUGUCCUCUGAGAGUGCCCCAAGCCCACCAACGCUCUUGUCUUUGAAAAGAAAGAGAGUGCCAUCUGAAUCCGAUAUUCAGUCUGCAAUGUCGCCAGCUAAGUCUGCAGGUGCCCCAGAUCCAACUGGAAAUUUUAAAGUCGAAAACUCUGCGUUCUUGGGAAACUUCCUUGCGAAUUUCUCGGAUUGGACUUUCACUGGGUAUUUUUCUUCCUUUCCUGCUCAGCAACUCCCUGUCAUUGUGCGAAAGGAAGACCAGAUUUCAAUCGUUCAACUUCUGAUAGACCAAGUCACGCAGUCAUCCCUGAAUCAUUCGCUUGGCGGCUGCAUCGACCUUUUUGGCCUUGAAUGCGAAAACUUGAGUUGGCGUACUUAUCUGGAAGAUUCAAGCUCUCUGGGUGAGGCUUCAAAACUCGAUCUCAAAAGCUACAUAUCAUUACGAGAUGAUCUACAAGUAGCGCCUUCUCAACCGGCGUCUAAAGAGAUACCUAAGGGCUUGAUUGCGAAGAUACCGGCUCCGCACGUCCGAAUGCGCAGAGGCAAGGAGUACUUGGAAGCACUUCCGCCCUCUAUUUCUUUUUGGGAAACAUUUGGUCUUGAGCCUGCCCAUGGGGCAAAGGAUAUCUCUGCUUAUUGCAUCCAUCCCUAUGCCGCAACAAAAGCGGCCGAUGCGUUCUUAAGCCUCUUUGGUCUUCAUUACCAGAGCUGUAAUCUAGGCAGUCAUUCCAGAGGCGACAAAUCAAUGGCAUUUGAGAAUGGGCUAAAAUCGUGGGAUUCUGAAACUUCCAGCUAUGCCUCCAUGAUGCAGUCCUUGAAGAGUAUAUGCGAAGAACUGGGGACCGAUCUAUCGCAGUACUCACCUAGCGCGGACAAUUGCGUUGUAUACAUUGUCAAUCCAUUUCCGCACGCUGCAGCAUUAGCUGAUAUCUGCGCGGCUUUUUGGCAUCUUUUUCAACAAAUAGCCGCGGACACCGAUCGUCAACAAGGACAGCCUAUCAACGAGGUCGUGUUGCAGAUUAUCCCACUGAGUUUCAUCAUGUCCCAGGAUUCCAUGGUCGUCCCCACACAGUCAGAGUAUAUGAACCUAUCUUUCGAAGUUUAUAGUCGCUGUCGACCGAAGGAAUCAAGCGUAAGCCCUCUAUUAUGUGCCCCGGCUGUUCUCCUGGCCGAUCCCUUGCCCAAAGCUAUCAACUUCCGACUCGCGCCCGACAAAGCUUCCCCUCUUCAAGAUGGACGCAGUCUUCAUAUCGCGUGUUCCAAGAGUUCUGAUCAACGAUGGGUUUCUGUCUCAUGGACAGAUGGAACUGGAUCCAUUCAGACUAGCAUGUCCUACUGUCUCCGUUAUCGUAACCGAGGCACGACCAGGGCUUUCGCAGAAAUCCGAAACGAGAUAUGGGCAACCACUCGGCAUAUUAUGGACAAGUUCCAAGCUCGGUGGAAGAUGAUCUUGGUCAAUUGCGAGCCUAUCGACCCCGAGGAAGUGGAAGCUUGGAGUACUCUUGUUGACCAACAGAAUAAAUUGCGACCAGGCUUUAUAGAUCUGACAGUGAUGACUGUUAGCACUAUCCCCGAGUUGGUACUCGAAGCAACCCCAUCGCAAAUGACCACCAACGUGCUCAACUUUUCAUCUACCCCCAUCUCAACUCCCAACCCAAGCGUCAGCGUCGCUUCACCUGAGCAAUCCGGCAAUUCUCUCACCCCCAGCGCAACCUACAAUGCCCCCACACCUACCGAUCCCUCCUUUGAGCCAGACUCCGAUGUCGUGCUCACUGACAUUAUGGAUGAAUCAUGGGCUGUUGUCCUCUCCCAUCGUCUCAACAGUUCUCCUCAUGUUACCGAAUUCCGCCCCGCGCUGGCUAGCGGGUAUCUUCUUCGCCGCAAAGGCAUUUCCGACAACGAUGGUGUAUUCACGAUGACCGCCAAUCUAAUUCACUCUCAGCGGCCUGCGUCCGCCCACGAAGCAGUCCUCAAGGACAUUCUAGGGAUGUACCGGGAUCUCUCAUCUUUGGCGCGAGCAAGAGGUAUGCGCAGUGUACAAGAGAAUACCUUACCCUGGCACAUCGCGACUGCACUUCGAGCACAAGAGCUCCUCAGUUAUGUCUUCUAA